Molecule: messenger RNA, 522 nt
Organism: Melozone crissalis (California towhee)
Lineage: Eukaryota; Metazoa; Chordata; Aves; Passeriformes; Passerellidae
Product: transcription initiation factor TFIID subunit 9-like
Exons: 5
Coding region: 1-522 (173 amino acids)
Biological process (GO): RNA polymerase II preinitiation complex assembly; DNA-templated transcription initiation
Cellular component (GO): SAGA complex; transcription factor TFIID complex
Molecular function (GO): protein heterodimerization activity; RNA polymerase II general transcription initiation factor activity; transcription coactivator activity
Source: RefSeq, a predicted model, not a curated record
AUGCUGGAGUUCGCCUACAGAUACGUCACCACCAUCCUGGAGGACACCAAGAUCUACUGGAGCCAUGCCAAGAGGUCGAGCGUGGACGCGGAGAACAUGCAGCUGGUGAUCCAGUGCCUCACUGACCAGUCCUUCAUAUCGCCCACGCCCUGCGACUUCCUGCUGGACAUUGCUCACCAGAAGAACCGGAUGCUGCUGCCACUGAUCAAGCCAUACUCAGGCCCGCCUGACUGCCCCCAACUACCGCCUGAAAUCCCUGCAGAAGAGGCGCAGGCUGUGUCGGUGUCAGCCAAGGUGGGAGCGCCGGCAUCACUGGCAGGGCAGCGCUUCACUUUCCAGAUCCCGUCCUCACAGCCCGCUGGGAAAUCAGCCACUCCCACUAUGCAGAAGGUCCUGAUCAACCCAUCCCUGAUUGGCCCCAAGAACAUCCUGAUCACCAUCAACACGGUCUCGCCCAGCACCGCCGACCCCAACCCACUCAAGAGGAAACACGAGGACGAUGACGACUACAACGCCUUGUGA